Molecule: messenger RNA, 1479 nt
Organism: Jatropha curcas
Lineage: Eukaryota; Viridiplantae; Streptophyta; Magnoliopsida; Malpighiales; Euphorbiaceae
Product: xyloglucan O-acetyltransferase 3
Cellular component (GO): Golgi apparatus
Molecular function (GO): O-acetyltransferase activity
Source: RefSeq, a predicted model, not a curated record
CAUAGAUUUUACUUGGUCUUUAAGACUUUUUCUUUUUCUCCUUUCUUUCCAUCCAAACAUGAAUUUCUUGCAUUACUUAAUUUUAAUAGGAUUGGCUUUCUUUUUCACCUUCUUGACUAUCUAUUCUCCAGAAAUAUUUAACCUGUCAAACAAUUUAGCCCUUCAUCAAUGGUUUCCAUUUCAAAAGGAGCAAAAUUGUGACUUAUUCAGCGGCCAUUGGAUUCCUGACCUGAGAGGUUCUCAAUACACGAAUGUGAGCUGCCCAUCAAUCCCUGACUCAAAAGAUUGUUUCAAACAUGGAAGACAAGAUACAGAUUUUUUGAACUGGAGAUGGAAACCUGAUGCUUGUGAACUUGCAAGAUUCGAUCCCAGGAUUUUUUUCGCCCUUGUUCGAGGAAAGACAAUGGCAUUUGUAGGAGACUCGGUUGCUCGAAACCAUGCAGAAUCACUUCUGUGUCUUUUGUCGCCGGAGGAAACCCCAUUGAGCACCUUUAACGAUCCUGAUGAUCGUUUUCGAACUUGGAAAUUUCCUGACAAUAAUUUUACUGUAAUGGUGCUGUGGACUAGGUUCUUGAUUACUGGACAGGAGAGAGUGAUUAAUGGGACAAAUUCAGGUACCUUUGAUUUGCAUUUAGACAAGAUUGACAGGAAUUGGACAAGUAAACUUCCUGAAUUGGACUAUGCAAUAAUAUCAGAUAUGCAUUGGUUUUACAGGAAGAAUUUCUUAUAUGACAAUGGAAAUAUUAUAGGAUGCAUAUUUUGUGACGAACCGAAUAUCAAAAACUAUAAUAUUGAAUUUGCCCUUCAAAGAAUAAUAAGACUUGUGCUAAACUACAUUAAUAAUUGCAAAGAAUGCAAAGACAUAGUCACCUUCUUAAGGACAUACUCACCUGCACAUUUUGAGAAUGGGUCCUGGAACACAGGAGGAAACUGUAACAGAACUAAACCUUUAGAUGAAGGAGAGUUUAACCUGGAAAGUUCAGAUUGGAAGCUUCGAAGCAUUCAAGUAGAAGAGAUAGAGAAGGCAAGGAAAGUAGAGAAAAAAGGGAAAAGAUUUGAAGUUUUGGAUAUAACCAAGGCUAUGUUAAUGAGACCUGAUGGUCAUCCUGAUUCUUACUGGGAUAAUCAAUGGAUGAAAGGUUACAAUGACUGUGUUCAUUGGUGCUUGCCAGGUCCUAUUGAUGUGUGGAAUGAUUUAUUGAUGGCUUUGCUUAAAAGAUAUGCUGAUUUCUCUAAACUAAAGGAGAUAAAUGAAUGAAAAACUUAUAUUAUGUACAAUAUCAUAGAAGUUCUACUUGUUUGAACCACAAGAAUUGGAGUUUGUAGUAUUGUUGGUGUUAAUGUAAAAGGAAAAGAUUAGCUACAAUUUCCUUGAUCCUACUAAAAGAAUACAGGAAUAUUUCUCUCUUGAUGUUAUGUAUUUCGAAAAUGUAUUUGAAGCUAUAUAAAAAUGUAUCCGAGACGUGUAUGUUUCUACUU